AUGCCCUGCGUUAGAUUUUCUUGGUCCAGUCGAAGGAGUCAGAGUUUUACUGGAGCUAGGGCCAUGUCAUCAGCAAUCAGCGCAACCGAUCCAGACUACUCGAUGUCUGAGUCGACUAGCAAAUCCUUCCUGUUGGAAGAAGUGGAAGAAGGAGCACAGGUCGAAGAAAUCCAGGCGGCAUUGAAGCAGAUCGAUCGAGAGAAGGAAGAGGUGGCGGUGGAGUUAUCCAGGUGGCAGGCUCGCACGGAGAGGGUGGAAAAAGACAUGCGCAACCUCGAUGCGAAAGCGGAAUCUUUGAAGCACAAGCUGGAGGCGAUUACACGAUUGGAGGUUGAGCCAGAAGUCGAAGAAGUACCUCCUGGCCCAGAGUGCUUGUACUUUGUGGAUGGCAAUGCGUUUAACUUCCUUUCCAUGAUGGUCGUGUUCAUGAAUGUCAUUGUCAUGAUCGGGAAACACAUCUGGGACCCCAUGAUCAAGAUCUCGGGCGAGCUGUGGUACCUCGACCAAGCCUUCCUCAUUUUCUACGUCGCUGAGUUGGCCAUGCGCUUUGGAUUGUGGCACGAAUCACUGCUGUUCAAUCGGCCCCUCUCAAAGACCUGGUCGUACUGGCUGGACGCUGUCAUUGUGGUGGCCUCCGUCUUGGAGCAGUGGGUGUUGCCCUUGGUCAUGGACCAUGACGGGAUGGGCUUCGGCGCCUUACGAAUCUUGAGGGUCUUCCGGUUCUUGCGAGUGCUCAGGGUGUGCAGCAAGAUGGGCAAUGCCGGGGACUGGGCCGAGAACGACUAUUUCGUCGCUUUCAUUAUGUUCGUGAUCUUUCUCAACUGCAUCAUGAUGGGGGUUCAGGAGGACUUUCCCGAUCUCAGCUGCUGGGUAUACUUCGAGAACUUUUUUCUCGGCAUCUUCCUCUUCGAGCUCCUGAUUCGUAUACACCAUUUUGGAUGCAGAUUCUUCUGCAACGACCAGUGGGCAUUCAAUUGGCUGGAUUUCAUCAUCGUGGCCGGUGGCUGUAUCGAUCAGUGGUUCAUGCCGCUAUACAAGCUGAUGACGUCCGAGGCCGGCAUGGACGCGAACAGCUCAGACAAGUCCUUGAGCAACGUCAUGAACAUGUUGAGGAUGCUUCGGCUUGUCCGGCUCCUCCGGUUGGUGCGUUUGGUUCGCGCCAUCCCACCACUCUACGAUCUUCUCACGGGUAUCAUUGCAGCCAUGCAGGGCAUGGCCUGGUUGUUGCUGCUUACGAUGGCCGUGAUCUACAUUAUCGCUUUGGUUUGCAUGAAGUUGCUAGGAAAGGAUGGCCUGGUCACCGCUGGUGAUUCUGAUGAGAUACGAGGUGUGUUUCCAUCAGUUGGCAAGACAAUGUGGGUUCUGUUCAUGGCCAUGAACGGAGACCCGACUGGCAUGCAGCCCCUGUUCGAUGCAUACCCAGCCACUCUCGUCUUCGCAGCCGGCUACAUGAUCUUCACAAGUUUUGCGAUCUUGUCUGUGCUGACAGGUGUGGUGGCAGACAAGAUGGCAUCAGCAGCCGAGGACCACGAAAAGGAAGUCGAGGAAGCCGAAACAAAGAAGCGAGAUGAGUUCCUCAAGAAGAGCUUGGACAAGGCUUUCUCGAGCGUGGCAGGCGGCCGUGACGACAUGUCAUUCAAGGACUACCAGGCCCUCUUAGACAAGGAUGACGUUUGCGAGGAGAUGAGUGAGAUGUUGGCCAUGGACAAGGACGAGCUCCUGGCUGCAUGGGAAGGCUUCCCCAAGGAGAUCACGCAGAUGUACAAUGAGCCUCGUGAGAUGGUCACUCGAGAUAGCUUCAUUGAUGCACUGACGAAGGCGCAUGGAACAGUGAACCUCCUGUCAGUCACCCGUGUGUAUCAGAAGCUGGCCCGGAUCGAGAAGGCCCUCCAUCUGUCAACGUCGUGA
Molecule: messenger RNA, 1908 nt
Organism: Symbiodinium natans
Lineage: Eukaryota; Dinophyceae; Suessiales; Symbiodiniaceae
Source: the annotation of a GenBank genome assembly